Carassius gibelio (silver crucian carp) is the source of this 4378-nucleotide messenger RNA. RefSeq names its product sorting nexin-27. NCBI's taxonomy places the organism in Eukaryota, Metazoa, Chordata, Actinopteri, Cypriniformes, Cyprinidae. Gene Ontology annotation, biological process: signal transduction; intracellular protein transport. Bases 86 to 1798 code for a protein of 570 amino acids. Gene Ontology annotation, cellular component: early endosome. The record is from RefSeq and is a predicted model, not a curated record. The transcript is spliced from 13 exons. Gene Ontology annotation, molecular function: phosphatidylinositol-3-phosphate binding; protein binding.
UGGUUGGGCGGGUCAACGUAUUUCUGGCUUGUUGUUUUGAAGGCCUACGGGAAGAGGAGAGGGGUUAAAACAAAACGAGUUAAAGAUGGCGGAAAUCGAAGGAGAUGAGACUGCUCGGCCCGCUUCUCCGUCACUGUUACCCGCAGCAGCGUCCCGCGUUGACGGAUCGGGGAUGGUCGGUUCUGGAAGCCAAAGCCAGACCCCGACCCUGGUGACUUCGGGUCCGCGCGUGGUUCGGAUAGUAAAGUCGGAAUCGGGUUACGGAUUCAACGUCCGAGGACAAGUGAGCGAAGGCGGCCAGCUGCGGAGCAUUAACGGGGAGCUGUACGCUCCUCUCCAGCAUGUUAGCGCCGUGCUCCCCGGGGGUGCGGCGGACCGGGCCGGUAUAGUGAAAGGAGACCGAAUACUAGAAGUUAACCGGGUGAGCGUGGAGGGGGCGACUCAUAAGCAGGUGGUGGAUCUGAUCAGGGCUGGCGAGAGGGAGCUGGUGUUGACCGUGCUCUCUGUGCCGGCACAGGAAGCGGACGGACUUGAUGGCGGCGAGGAAAGCACUUUGCAGCCCACUUACGACUACAGCGACAAGCAGGCCGUCCCCAUUUCAAUCCCCACAUACAAACAUGUGGAACAGCACUCGGAGAAGUUUGUGGUGUAUAACGUGUACAUGUCGGGCAGACAGCUGUGCUCGAAGCGUUACCGGGAGUUCGCAAUACUUCAUCAGAACCUGAAGAGAGAGUUCUCCAACUACAAUUUCCCAAAGCUGCCAGGGAAAUGGCCCUUUUCUCUGUCUGAACCACAGCUGGAUGCUCGCAGGAGAGGCUUGGAGGAAUACCUGGAGAGAGUGUGCUCAGUGCGGGUCAUCGGUGAGAGUGACAUCAUGCAAGAAUUCCUGUCUGAAUCAAAUGAGAACCACAACGGGAUAACUGAUGUGGAGCUCCGGAUAGCGCUGCCUGAUAAAACCACAGCCUCAGUGAGAGUCCGAAAGAAUAGCACCACUGACCAGGUUUACCAGGCUCUUGUCGUGAAGGUUGGAAUGGACAGCAUCAUGGCCAGUUACUUUGCUCUCUUUGAAGUUAUUAACCAAUCGUUUGUGCGCAAAUUGGCUCCUAAUGAGUUCCCGCACAAGCUGUAUGUUCAGAACUACACAUCAGCUGUCCCCGGGACGUGUCUCACGAUGCGGAAGUGGCUCUUCAGCACACAGGAAGAGGAACUGCUGCAGGACAACCCUCUCGCUCUGCACUACUGCUUCCAUCAGGCACAGGAUGAUGUUAAGAAGGGAUUCAUUAAAGCGGAGGAUAAGGCAUACCAGCUGCAAAAACUAGCAGAACAGAGGAAAAUGACAACGUAUCUGAGUCUUUUGCGAUCAUGUGAGGGAUAUAACGAGAUGAUGUUCCCUCACUGUGCAUGUGACUCACGGAGGAAAGGUCAUGUGAUCACAGCCAUCAGCAUGAAGCAUUUCAAACUGCACGCCUGCACAGAGGACGGCACUCUUGAGAAUCAGGUGAUCAUGUUCGAAUGGUCAGAGAUGCAAAGAUGGGACACAGAUGAAGAGGGUAUGGCCUUCUGCUUUGAAUAUGUGCGCGGAGAAAAGAAACCUCGCUGGGUCAAAAUAUUCACUCCUUAUUUUAACUACAUGCACGAGUGCUUUGAGAGGAUUUUCUGUGAGCUUAAAUGGAAGAAAGAGGUUGAAGACGAGGCUUCAGACAAAGGCAAUAAGAACUGUAGUAAUAAUGAUUACCUCUCGCCGCUGGAGCAACAGAAGGGAUGGCGCCACCUAGGGGACGAGAUUGCCACUUCCUAAAACUCUUGUCUAGAGCCUGUGGAUCAUCACACUAGAGCAGACCACCAGAACGACCACGUGACCACAGCAACACCCCAGCGACGCCACAACAACCAUGUUUCCACGGAGACAAAAGUGUGCCUUUCAGAUGCAGAGCAUUCCAUAUGGCAACCACGGCAACGCAAAAUGCCAUCAUCGUGGCAGAGCAGACACAUAACAAUCGCUGCGGGGAUGUUUUGCACCAAUGGGUUCUGCUGUCAUUUCAUCAGUAGAUACUUUGAACUCACAUAAGUACAUGUAAAAUACCACAUAGGACCAGACCUUAAGAUCUUCCAUGCUGUCAGUUUAGGAGACACGCUCUUCUGAAAGUCUACUGGCUGGAUUUUGGAGAGCAUUAGCUAAAGUCGAGCACUGUUAUCAGGGCAGCGUAGUAACAAAAGACCACUUUGUGAUUUGAACAGCAGCCGCUAUCACAAUUGCUAAAAAAUUGUUAUAUAUGGGAAGGGGACGUCAUGCCUUAACAAAAAUUUAUUUGUGUAGCAAACAAUUAAUAUGGGAUCUCUCUAAAAUCAUAUUGUGAUGGCAUGAUUGCUUGGUUUUCCCAGUAUAACUGACUAAAAUGGGCUCUUUCUUCUUACUUCCCAUUAAAUGAGGAGUUAAGUGUGUGUGUGUGUGUGUGUGUGUGAGAGAGAGAGAGAGAGAUUGUGUGAUUAAGAAGUGAAAGACAGGUGUGGUUUGCAUAAGUGACCUGUAGGGGGCAUCAAACACACAAGCAGCUGCGCUCAGGAUAAUGUUGGACUUGAGUUGAGUUUAUUUGCUAGUCUCAGAGGGAACAUCAUCAAGUCUUCGUCUGAGUUGGUUUUCAUGUUAUUUAUUGUUGGAGACUGCAGAGGCUUGCCUUGCUCAGUCAGAGAGAGACAACACAAUAAGGGGCAGUUUGAACAGUGCUUCUUUUCUUAUGGGGUUUCAGGAAGAACUGAUCGACAGAAGGCAAUUGCUUUUUUAAAUUCCCCACCGAGUGCUAAAAUAACAGUCUUUUCGAAAGUGGUCUGUUUGCCAUUUUUCUUUUUGUAACUCGUAAGCUGUUUUUUUACACGUAAGCAGAGAACCAUAGCUUAAAAUUUUGGUGGACCCCGCUUAUCACAGGAACAGGCACAAUUUUUCCAUUUCCUUAAAAGAAUAAUUCACCCAAAAUGAAAAUUAGCUGAAGAUGUACUCGCCCUCAUUUUCUUCAGAGGAAGAUAUAUGGGAAAAUUUUGAAUGACAUCACUUGCUUUUCACUUCACAAGACAUUAACUGAUGGACGUUAAUUGAUGCAUCCAUUCAUUGCUGAGAAUCCACUGGUGAGGAAGUGAUGUAAUCCUGAAUUUCUCCAGUUCUGUUCUGAUGAAGAAACAAACUCCUCUACAUCUCAGAUGACCUGAAAGUAAACAAAUACUCAGCAAAUUUUCAUUUUAGGGUGAACUUUUCCUUUAACAGACAUGCAUGUUUAAUGCAAGUCAAAAGCUUUCCAUUCCAGCACAAUACUGCGAUUAAAUCAGCUUAUCGUCAUCCAAAUGCUUAAGCCGCCUUGGCUACGAUACCCUGAUCAAUAAGUGAGUUUGUAAUGUAUGUGUGUGUGUGUGUGUGUGUGUGUUCUACAUCAGAUUGCUCUCUGGGGAGAGUAAAGGCUCCUAUUAUAGCAGCACAGUAGCAUCUGUGGUCUAAGCAUAUUUACAAAAACUUAAUUGGUGUCUUCAGUCCUGAUUAUUUCCGUGUUUGAUGAGUUCAGGCAGUUUAUCAAUGUGAAUGAAGAAAAGGAAAAAAAAGUAAGACCUGUGUGUAUUUUGGUUGUGUAAUUUGUCUUUUCGUCAGGAGUGCAGGUGCGACACUUUUUGUAUUGUUCGGAAAAUGUCAAAAGUGUUCCACCUCGUAAUGUUCACCAGCGCUAUAAAAUAAUAACUGUUUGGUCAGUGUUUCUUAUUUUGUGUCAGUGUGCCAGGGGAAAAAAACUAUAUGAAUGUACCAGAAUGUAUUUAUAACAUGGAUGAUUAUUAAAGAUUUCUUUUGUUAUUAACUUGAACUGCAACCAUUUAAGAUCAUCAUAACGCUUCAGUUUAAAACUUAAGACACUAACCUACUCUUAACCUCCCAUCGAGUGCUUUCUUUACUUUUAGGCCCACAUUGAAAGUAUUAUUAAUGUUUUUCCCAAAAACCAGUGUGUUGGGACUAUUACUGAUCAAGUUUAACUGCAAUUUGUCUGUGUUCUGCGCUUCAUCUGUAAAUUUGACUGCUUAAGUCUAGUGCUGACAGAGUCUUUGUAGCUCUUCUGACUGAAAACAUUAAGUUAUUUUUUCUGCUAAAUCAAGGGGUCUGAAGCAAGGCCUUUGCUGUGGUGGGUUUCGGCAAGGGCUUUGUAUGGAAAAAGAUAUUUCAUGUAGCCUAGAUAAUGGCGUAAGUUAACAAUAAUAUUGGGAUACAAUAGUUUUAUAUUUGAAAAGUGUGAAGGUAAAAUUGACCAGAGUUAUAAAACGCAAAAAAGCUUUGAGAAUGUCAUGUAGGUUGAAACAUUGUAACAUACUAUUUUAAAUAAAGUGACCUAUUGAAAAAAAUAAAAUAAAA